Messenger RNA from Rattus rattus (black rat), 1699 nucleotides. RefSeq names its product protein phosphatase, Mg2+/Mn2+ dependent 1J (gene Ppm1j). The record is from RefSeq and is a predicted model, not a curated record. Gene Ontology annotation, biological process: protein dephosphorylation. Lineage: Eukaryota; Metazoa; Chordata; Mammalia; Rodentia; Muridae. The coding region runs from base 19 to 1533 and encodes 504 amino acids. The transcript has 10 exons. Gene Ontology annotation, molecular function: protein serine/threonine phosphatase activity.
GCGGGGCACGGAGGCAGCAUGCUAAACCGGGUGCGCUCGGCCGUGGCGCACCUGGUGAGCUCCAGUGGUACUUCUUCCCAGCGCUCCAAGUCGCCAGAUCUGCCCAAAGCUAUCUCACCGCCUCCGGGAGCCCUAGAGACACCUAAGAGCCCCGGGACGAAGUCUGGGAACGAGAUCCCCGCGCCCCAGAAGACCGCGGAGACUCCAGUGAGCUUCUCUCGACCCACCUUUCUGCAGCUGAGCCCCGGGGGCCUGCGACGCGCCGACGACCACGUAGGCCGGGCUGUGCAAAGCCCUCCGGACACCGGUCGCCGCCUGCCUUGGAGCACAGGCUAUGCCGAGGUCAUCAAUGCUGGCAAGAGCAGGCACAAUGAGGACCAGGCUUGCUGUGAGGUCGUGUAUGUGGAAAGCCGGAGGAGCAUUACAGGGGUCUCCAGGGAGCCUAGCCAUAACCAGGGAUUCAGCUUCUACUACUGGGGCCUGUUUGAUGGGCACGCAGGUGGUGGAGCAGCUGAAAUGGCCUCCCGGCUCCUGCAUCGCCACAUCCGGGAACAGCUAAAGGAUCUAGUAGAAAUUCUUCAGGACCCCUUGCCACCCCCGCUCUGUCUCCCAUCCACUCCAGGAACCCCAGGAGUCUCUAGCCCCUCACAGUUGGUUAGCCCUCAGUCCUGGUCUCCACAGAAGGAAGUGACCCAUGACAGCCUGGUAGUAGGGGCCAUUGAGAACGCCUUCCAGCUCAUGGAUGAGCAGAUGGCUCGGGAGCGGCGUAGUCACCUAGUGGAAGGGGGCUGCUGUGCACUGGUUGUGGUGUACCUGCUAGGCAAGAUGUAUGUGGCUAAUGCAGGUGACAGCAGGGCCAUCAUUGUCCGGAAUGGUGAAAUCAUUCCAAUGUCCCGGGAGUUCACACCAGAGACAGAGCGUCAGCGUCUUCAGCUGCUUGGCUUUCUGAAACCAGAACUGCUGGGCAGUGAGUUCACCCACCUUGAGUUUCCCCGAAGAGUUCAGCCCAAGGAACUAGGGCAGAGGAUGCUGUACAGGGACCAGAAUAUGACUGGCUGGGCCUACAAAAAGAUUGAGUUGGAGGAUCUCAGGUUUCCUCUGGUCUGUGGAGAGGGCAAAAAGGCCCGGGUAAUGGCUACCAUUGGGGUGACACGGGGCUUGGGAGACCACAACCUUAAGGUCUGCAGUUCUACUCUGCCCAUCAAGCCUUUCCUCUCCUGCUUUCCUGAAGUACGAGUGUAUGAUCUGACACAGUAUGAGCACUGUCCAGAUGAUGUGCUGGUCCUGGGAACAGAUGGCUUAUGGGAUGUGACCAAUGACUCUGAGGUAGCUGCCACUGUGGACAGGGUGCUGUCAACCUAUGAGCCCAAUGAUCCCAGCAGGUAUACAGCUCUGGCCCAAGCUCUGGUCCUGGGGGCCCGGGGAAUCCCCCGGGACCGUGGCUGGCGUCUCCCAAACAACAAGCUGGGUUCCGGGGAUGACAUCUCGGUCUUCGUUAUCCCCCUGGGAGGGCCAGGAAGCAGUUACUCCUGAUGGGCUCAGCCCCAGCCCUCUCACUACCACCCCAGCAUCUUCAUUACCACUCUCCUCCAGCCCAAACAUGGAAGUUGUGCCCCUGACUCUCAAGUGGCCAUUUGACACAGGGAUGCCCACUAGUUCCAAAAUUACAGCAACUGUCUAAUAAAGCAGAUGGACAAGC